UCGAAAGGGAAGCAGAUCACAGUUACGUAUCUCCAUGGAUCGUUUUCAUAUCUCAUGUAGCUACUGAGCUAGUUAUGGAGACAGAAAGUUCAGGAAAACGUACAGGGCACGGAAUAUGUGGUCCAGAGGUUAGGAAAGACCCUUUGUCCCUGCUAACCCUGGUGGACAUGGCCUUGGCAUUGGAAACACAGAAACCCUCGGAGAAAGACCACACGUACGCAGUUGCCAAAAAGCACACGAAAACUAAAAAGUUCCCACAUGCAGAAAAUGAAAUGCUACUUCAGAAGGAGAAAGAUCAUAAUUACUCGUUUUGUAGUAAGUCUGUAGCAUUACGUCACAAUCAUUUACAGAAACCUAAACCUCAAAAGACGGAGCGUGAAUACCCUACUAGAAGUUCAUCAGAGGAAAACCUAUCCAAUGCUACCUUUCCCACCCUCUCUGAAUCCUCAAUAACCCAACGUCGGACAGCAGUGGACGACACUAGCCUUAAUACGUCGCACAAGUGUUUUCCUUUUGGAAAAAACAGGUCACCAUUCCACACAACCAAUGACCAUACUUAUCCUUUAUGUGUGGCACUUGACAGCAGAAAACACCAUGGUAAAGGUACUAUGUCAGAUGCUAUGGAAAUUCAAGGGGUUAAAGGCGAACCCAUGGCAAUGGAUGACUCAUACCUUGGAAGUCAUUCAUGGCCAAAAGAAAACAUGUUUCCUCCAUUCCGUGGCAGAGACAAUAAUCUUUCACAUACCCUGCCUCUGAAUUAUAAGUAUGAUCACACCUAUGCACAAGGAAAAAACAGUGAUGAUGAAAAGAUGAGUAUCUGUGAUGAUUCAGAAUGUCAAAACCCAGCUGUUGAGAAAUCAGCUGCAUUAAAAACGGAUCACAACUACAACAAAGGUCCGUGUGAUAAAACAAAGAAUUUAUCAGGACUGGUAGGUCACAUUCGGGCUCCUAAGCUAAUGCUGAAAAACAAUCGCAUUGAUCACAAUUACAGUGGCUUUACAGGUACAUUUUCUUCUGCACCAACCCAAUCCCAGGGAUCUGUGGAAAGUUUGGAUAUGGAUUUUUCUCAGUCCGACACAGACUCUUGUGAGGAGACCGAGGAGGAAGAGCGUCGGCUUGCAAUUACCUCAACUAUUUCAGCUUGGCUUCAGCUGCGAAAAGAUCAUCCAUAUUCAUCCAUUUGAUCUAGAGUUGAUUUUGUAUACAUGUGAUUUUGCGAAGUGUGGAAUGAUGGAGCUGGUGAAGUGGUUCAACUAGAAACAGAUGUAGAGAUGAAUCUAUGAGGCUAAUGGUGGAUGUGACGUCUAAGACUUCAUAAAAACAAUAACAGUUGUUGAAGUGAAAGUGUGUGGAAUUUUUGAAGUGGGAUUGUGUCCGUACAUGAAAGAAUCAUUACAGAUGAAAUGCGAGGAUCAGAAGAAAUUUUCCAGUUUCUAUUAAUAGUUCCUGAGUUGAAAAUCAGUUUUGUAGUAAAAUUUUGAAAUUACGGUUUUGUUGGUAUAUAGUAAAUUUGACAAUUUAUAAAUUCAUAUUUAUUUUGUAAUUUACUAGAAGGUAUAUUUACCAUUUUAUAUGCAAAAUACAUGCAGGAUAUGCUUUGUUCCAUGUGCUAUAAUUCAGCAUCUGACAUGCUUGUUUGUUUUUUUUAAGUCAUCUGGCACAUAUUCCAUGACUUUGCGAUGCUGUAGUUCAAAUUAAUAUCUGGUCAUAGAUUAUAUAUCUCGUAUUUAUAUAUGUUCCUGUUUAUUUUUAUUGGUCCUGAUAGACAUUGGACAUUCUGGUUAUUUUCACAAUAACCACAAAUAAUUUUUGCUGGAUAAUGAUAGAAUUUAAGAAUAUUUGUCUGUUGAUAGCUGUGUAUAAUUUCUUUUUGCAAAAUUAUCAACAACAAACAAAAAAAUGUGGCUUUUUUUUGCAUCAAAUAAAAAAUAUCAUUUAGCAGAUUUAUUUCUUCAACAUUAGCACAUUAUCUUUAACCUUCUUUUGUCCCAUUAUAAACAGAAUUUCAAAACAGAUCUUGUCUUUGAAAUAUGUCAGCUGUUAUUUUCCUUGAAAAUGAAGUCAUAAAAUAUACCGACAAGAUAUUUGUUGAAGACAGAAUUUUCAGUUUGGAGUUUGGUAUAUAUUUCGCCAUCAGUAAGAAACUUCCAUUUAUUUUCUUUUACAAUUCUUACAUUAAACAUAUUCCAAAUCAUAUCAUGUACUGGUUAUAAUAUACAAUAUAUACUGUAGGAUGAUGCUACUGUUGUCAUACUCAAAUAUUUUGUGUCAAAAACAGAACACUAAAUUUCAAUAAUGUCAUUUUUUCACGAUUAAUGGGCUUAUUUCUUCAUUAGAAUUUCUGACCUGGAAAUUUCAACAUUCACCACUGAUGACACCAAUGAAACAAAAACUUACACUGUAUUGAAUAUAUGGAAUGUGUCAGAAUACUAUCAACUUUAAGCAGUCAUGAAAUAUACUUUGAAGUUCAUAUAUAUGAUUGUUAUCAUUGAUAUUGCCUUCUGCUUGGUGUCAAAGAACUUGUCUGCUUAUGUAUCUACAUAAUGGAACCAUAUACUGUACCUUAUGUUGUACAUAAUAACUAGUAACCUAAUAUGAAGACUAAAGACCAAUUAUAACAUGUUCUAGAGGCAUCAGUGUCUUUGUACCAGUUAUGACUAUAUCUGUCUAUUCACUUGCAGUAGGUAUAUUGUAAAACAUGGAUUCUUGUUUCAUACCAACUAUUAAAUUAUAAUUAGACAAUUACUAACGACAUUUUCAACAAUUUAAUGUAGUGCUGUUAAAGUUUUAAAUAUCUUCAAAUAUCAUAACUGUCAUAAAAGAUUUUGUGUAUAUUAAAAUUCUCCUACAUAUCCAUAUUGUUUUGAACCUGUAAACUGGAAACAAACAUUUUUCUCCAAGUACUUGAAUCAGAGGUUUGUAUCAUGUAUUAAAUGUGUGAAAUUUGGACAAUGUAUUGUAAAAAUCAAGAUGACCAGAUGUUAGAUAUUUUGUUGAAAACAUGUGCAAUUGGAUAAGGAGAACUUCUAAACAUUGACACGACACAGGGACUUCUAUAUACAUGUUAAUAAUUGUCUUAAUAUUGUGUACUAUUUAAUGGUUGUAACAAUUGUUGAACCUCUGAACAUGGACUUUAAAAAAAUUUUAGACAGCAGUUAAAAAAAAACUGAAAAAAAAAAUCUAAACACUGCAUGUGAAUUGUUGAUAGAAUCUUCAUUGAUACUGUGAUAACAUUCAUUUUUGUAAGGUUUUUAUUUUAAUCUUUCGGGUACACAAACCCACAAAUUCAUAUCCAUGAAAUGAUAAACCAGUAAAAAUUUACAUGAAUGUGUUGUACUGUGUGUGGAUUUCUUAAGUACUAAUCAAGUGUCAACUGAGUUUGUUUCUCCCAAAAAUGUCUUACUUUACAGUAUGUGAUUAUAUUGAACAAUGAUCAUGAAAGGUCUAAUGUUGUUCUGACGAUUCUAAGAGGUUCAUGGUCUGGUUUUUUGAUAACAGUUCUUUUGAUAUAUAUUGUAGUGUAGACUGGAAAUCAGGAAAAUACAUAGAGGUAGUUGAUUGAAACUCCUAAUGAGGAGAACAUAAUUUGUAAGGUAAGUGAACUUGUAUAGAAAAAAACUCCAGUCAGGUUUAACAGUCACUUCCUGGCUUACUACAGCAAGAUAUGCAGACUAAAAGAGAGAGAGAGAUUGUACUGCAUUCUGGACCUAGUCCUUUUAGAUGUGAUAGUACCUGAGAGCCUCAGUGAGAGGUGAUUGUACAAGUCUGCUGUGUUAUAGGAAUGGAUGUAUCACUGGUUGAAUUGUCCAAGGUAUGAGUCAUUGAUGUACAGUAUUAUCUGGUAAAUAUUCUGUAAAGCUUUUUUUCUUUAAUCUGCAGGAGAAAAUGUACAUGCAUUAAGAUUUAUUUUCAAUAAAUAUCAGAACUGUU
Molecule: messenger RNA, 3930 nt
Organism: Ylistrum balloti
Lineage: Eukaryota; Metazoa; Mollusca; Bivalvia; Pectinida; Pectinidae
Exons: 2
Coding region: 75-1184 (369 amino acids)
Source: RefSeq, a predicted model, not a curated record